This is a messenger RNA of Dictyostelium purpureum, 1323 nucleotides long. RefSeq lists its product as uncharacterized. Lineage: Eukaryota; Evosea; Eumycetozoa; Dictyosteliales; Dictyosteliaceae. Gene Ontology annotation, molecular function: protein kinase A regulatory subunit binding; Arp2/3 complex binding; actin binding. The coding region runs from base 1 to 1323 and encodes 440 amino acids. Gene Ontology annotation, cellular component: cytoskeleton; SCAR complex. Gene Ontology annotation, biological process: actin cytoskeleton organization; positive regulation of Arp2/3 complex-mediated actin nucleation. The record is from RefSeq and is a predicted model, not a curated record. The transcript has a single exon.
AUGGUAUUAAUUACAAGAUAUUUACCAAAGCUAAACGAACAACCACCAAAAUUAGAUGGAUUAAAUAAAGAUCAAAUUUGUGAUGUUGUUAUCAGUAAUACCACCAUCGGUAUUAUCGAUCAAUUAACAAUGUUAGUAGCACACUCCAAUAAUAUAUUUAAAUCAAUUACAGACGACUGUUGUAAAGUUACAGAAAGAAUACAGAAAUUAAGCAGCAGAAUUAAACCAUUAAUUGACUCAACUCCAUCAAUCGAAGAUUAUCACCGUAAUACAUCCAUCGAUGUUAUGAACAGUCGUAGUAGAGUCGAAUAUCACGCAGAAAACACUGAACACAAUCAACACUUUACACACGAUUCCAUUCCAAACUCAGUUAACGAUGUAUACCAAAGCAAAUGUAAACCACCACCAAAUCUUUCAUUAUUAGACCCAUAUAUGGACGACAACCAAAAGAGUUUGAAAUUAUAUACCAAUCCAGGAUUUUUCAUGGAAGAAUGGAUUGCUGAACAACAAAAGCAACACGAAGAAGCUAGACAAAGAAGACGUGAACGUAGAGAAGCUCGUCUCAAGAAGAAGGGUGAAAAAGGUGAAGCUAACGAAGUUAAAAAAGUUAAAUCCGUUACAAAAGUACGUUACGAUCCAGUUACUGGUGAAAAAAUUACAAUUAACGUUGAAAGUCCAGCACAAUCACACUCCUCACCAGCUCAAUCCCAUCACGUACCAAGCUCAAAUCAAUUUGGUAACACCAAUCAACAAUAUCACACCCCACCACCACCACCAACAAUGAGUCAUGGUGGAGGCAAUCAAGCUUCAAAUAAUUUACCACCACCACCACCAACCUCUGGUUACUCCACUCCACCACCACCAAUUUCACACUCUAACUCUCAAUCACAAUUUUCAAAUAGACCACCAUCCACUGGUUUCAAUGCUCCACCACCACCACCAUCAUCUUUACCAAACCAAGCUAAUCCACGUAUCUCUGUUCAUAAUAUGGCACCUCCAGUUGCUGCCCCAGCUCCUCCACCACCACCACCACCACCAACUGCUCCAGCUCCACCACCACCACCAAUGAUGGCUAGUGCUGGAGGUGGUGCUGCCGCCGCCGAAAAACCAAAAGCCUCUGGUGCUCGUUCCGAUCUUUUAUCUUCAAUUAUGCAAGGUAUUGCCCUCAAACCAGCUGAAGAACGUAAAAUUCCUGAACCAACAAGCAAAAAAGAAGAAGCUGCUGCUCUUAAUGUAGCUGAUAUCCUUGCUAGACGUAUUGCAUGGGCUGCUUCCGAUUCUGAAGAUGAUUCUGAUUCUGAUUCUGAUUCUGAAUGGGAUUAA